Molecule: messenger RNA, 1215 nt
Organism: Malania oleifera
Lineage: Eukaryota; Viridiplantae; Streptophyta; Magnoliopsida; Santalales; Ximeniaceae
Product: UPF0603 protein At1g54780, chloroplastic
Exons: 3
Coding region: 143-1030 (295 amino acids)
Source: RefSeq, a predicted model, not a curated record
GAAAAUGUAAAAAACCCAAACCACCCAAAAAUCUGAGCUCAACAGAAAUUCAAAAAGAAAAAAGUGGAAAAUAAAAAUGACAAAAUAAACACCUGCGUUCUCUCAUAUCCCCCAGUUUCUGCAUCCGCAUUGGCUUCUCUCCAUGGAAACCAUUCUUUCUCCUCACUCUUUCUCUCCUCUGUUCAACCCAAAAUCUUCCUCUUCAAAGACCCUCUCGUCUUCUUCUUCACAACCCAGAUCAAGUUCUCUCCUCCUCACCAAACCCAUCACUUGCAGCCUCAAACAAGCAGCUUUCCAAUCCGUAAAACCAUCUUUUCCAAUACCCAAAAGCUGGUUUUCUCAUGUUCACCAUGGAUUGGCAGCUGUAGUUCUCUCUCUGACGCUAAAUUUUUUCCCAGUUUUGCCAAGUGAUUCUGCAUUAGCAUCUGAAUUUGAUAUCCUAUAUGAGGGGCCGACGAAAGAAUCGUAUGUCGUGGACGACGCUGGCGUACUUAGCCGGGUGACGAAAUCCGACUUGAAGCAGUUGCUGUCAGAUUUGGAGUCAAGAAAAAAUCUCCACAUCAAUUUCAUCACUGUUCGAAAGCUUACUAGCAAAGCAGAUGCUUUUGAGUAUGCAGACCAAGUUUUGGAGCGUUGGUAUCCCACUGUUGAGGAAGGCAACAACAAGGGUAUUGUAGUGCUUGUUACAAGUCAGAAAGAAGGAGCUAUCACUGGAGGUCCUGGCUUUAUCCAAGCUGUUGGAGAGGGUGUCCUGGACUCCACUGUGUCUGAGAACCUUCCUGUUUUGGCUACAGACGAGAAGUACAAUGAAGCAAUUUUUAGCAGUGCCAAGCGGCUGGUUGCUGCCAUUGAUGGUCUUCCAGAUCCUGGUGGACCUAAGUUCCAGGACAGCAAAAGGGAAUCCAACUUUAAAACCAAGGAAGAGACGGACGAGAAACGAGGACAAUUUACUCUAGUAGUUGGAGGUUUGUUAGUGAUUGCCUUUGUUGUUCCUAUGGCACAAUACUAUGCUUAUGUCUCCAAGAAAUAGGCCGUAUUUGCAUUGCUAAAAAUUUGAGUUCCAAAUUCUCUUGGUUUUCGGAAUACUAUGUAUUAGAUGCAGUUGUACAAAUGACAAUGUUCAACAAUUAGUUGACAAGGAACUUGAUAUCAGAAGGGAUAAAUGGGAUUUUUUGGUUAUACUAACUAAAAAUAAAAUCAUGUUGCUUUUGUGCC